Podarcis lilfordi (Lilford's wall lizard) is the source of this 4358-nucleotide messenger RNA. Lineage: Eukaryota; Metazoa; Chordata; Lepidosauria; Squamata; Lacertidae. The record is from the annotation of a GenBank genome assembly.
AUGUGCGUGCUUCGGCUGGAGAGGUGUUUGGCGGGCCGGCGAGGCGGAUUUCCUUGCGCGCGAGGGCGUCGCGGCCGCUCCGUAGCCUCGGCAGCAGGAAAGGCGGGCGCCGAAGAAGCGGGUCUCGGGGGCCACCAGCGAGGAUUGCGGCGCCUGGGCGCGUGGAGACUUGCCGGAGCCCCGCUGCCCUAUGGAUCUAACCUAGCAGGGCAGUGCUUUCGCGCGGAUCGGCCCUUGGAAGACGUAAGUUUGCGCCCGUCCUCUUCUGCCUCCACUUCGCAAUGUGGAUCUUGCCGCCGCCGCCUGGUUUCGCGCCGGGGGAGCCCGAGGGGUUAGCAGGUGCCCAGCUGGCUCCUCUUCCUCUCGCGGUGGGGUGGGGUGGGGGGCUGGCGGCGGCGGCCAAGGCUGUUUCCCACACGACGCACGUCCUCUUUCCCCAGGCGCUUGGGGGGGGGGGGCGGCGCUCGGGUGGCUUUCUGCUGAACGGCAACGCGCGCAGGCGAGAUUUCUGAACUUGUUGCUGCGGGCAAGGAAUAGGCUCGGACUCAGCGGAAAGCCCGGAGGGGACGACGACACGGGUGGAUCAAAGCAGGGGAGGGGGGAGGACCGGCCUCUGCUGCCAGGUGCUUCUGGCGGGAGAACUAGCUAAUGCACUUCCUCAAAACCUCUGGCUUAAGGUGCGAGACCCUGUGGGUGCGUGUUGUUUUUUACAUGCAUUCUCCCACUGAGGCAGCUGACACAUCCAUUGAUUUCCAUGGGUGUUCGUUGCAAUGACAUGAAACCUAUUUGACAUUAUCUGCGGGCUUGUUUACACCGAAAGAAGUGAUCAGUGUGUGGCUUGGGUGACUUGAAUUAUGGCUGCAUUGUCUAACUCGAGUACUGUGUAGGCAUGGGUUGGAAUUUAUGCUUGGUUUUGAAUCCCACGUGAUCAACCCUCAUUUGCACCUUCGCUUAGUGCGCAGAGGGGGUAGAUUCCACCUGGGGUUGCUUGCCCAUUCUCAAGUUGUUUAAUGUGGAUUAGGUGCCUCUUAACAUCCUGUAUCUGGAGGGAGUUCUGGUGCAUCUUUGCCAGUGCAGGUUCAUGGGAGUUUUCAGGGAUCUGUGUGAAAUAGUUAUUUUUAUUUUAUAUAUAUAUAUAUAAAAGGUCUGAGGUCUAGCGCACUUGCAAGGCAGAGAUGGUCUCUCUUAAUGUGCUAGAGGCAGGUGGAAAUUCCGGCCAUCCUUAUUAUUUGUAGUUUUUUCAGCAAGCGUUCAAAAAUAUUGUGUCUGUGGUAGCUGCAACUGGUGGUUGGAGCGCAGUGAGAUGAUUCCUUUCCCUAUUGCUCUUGCUUCGUGGUGUGAGUGUGCGCUUCAUUGAACGUAGUCGGCAAGGCAGGGAUUUCCCCUUUUGAGUCUGAGUGAGAUUUUAGCAGGUCAGUAGAAAGGCGUGGAGGCUGCAAGGAGGAAAUGGUGGGUAAGACAAAGAUGAUAAAGAGGCUUCCCCCGUCCUUCCACUCCGCCUCCUCAGAAAGCACCAGGGGGGAGAGGGGGGAAAAUCCCUGCAUGCUCAAACUAGCACACACAACUUUCGUAUUGGUCUUGAAAGGUAGAGGAGAAAGGAGUGUGCAGUGCAGCUUUAAGUACUGGAAAGUCCGUCCCCCUGAGGUAAUGGUAACCUCAGCCAUUUCCCCUCCUCCUGCAAAUGGGUGGGUGGGGAGGCUGGGGGAAAUAAUCCCUUGUUUUCAUUCAUAACUUUUUCCUCUUCCUCUCUGUCAGCUCUGCAUUCAUCGCCUCCGCUGAGAUCGGGUUGCAGAGUGGGCAGUGCUGCCCUUGGUGCUUUCUCGUUUUUCUCUUUGAGAGUCCAUUCAGGGCUGAGUUUUUACAGCAUUUCUCCCCCCCCCCUUUCAAACGGAAAGUCUGCUGUUAGAAGGCUGCUGAUAGAAACGCAGGGCUGAUGCCUUACAAGGAAGCCUUUUAUGGGUGGGGAGUUAAGAAUACUAGAUAGAUAGAUAGAUAGCUGUCACAGACUGCAGCCCUGUGUAUACUUUACCUGGGUGUAAGCCCUAUGGAACACAGUAACAUUUACUCCCUUGUAGCCAUAGGAUUGUACUGAACUGCUGCUUGUGUUGUCUACGUCCUGCCUUUUUAUUUUGUUGGAAUAAUUAAGGCUGCAAUCCUAAACUCCUUGUUCUGGAGCAAGGCUCCAUGAACACUUUGGGAUUUGCUUAGGAAGAAAUACUGAUAGGAUACCUGGCUGGUUUUUUGUGUGUGACUUUUGCAAACAAUUCUAUCCCACCCUCCUCCUAAGAAGCUCUGUAGCAGUUCCCACCCUACAUUUUAACAUCCCAAGAACCCCAGUCUGCUUCAAAGAAUGGCUCAAAGCUACUGACUCUUAAAAAAGGACAACAAUAGAAAGAAUUCUCUAGUGCUCUUUAUAAAAGCCUAUGAAAAGGAAAACUUGUGUGAGGCAGAUAAGGUGUGACUGAGUUGAGCAGAGCUCUUUGUCUUGCACUCUCUACACCUUGAACAGGUGAUAGGUGGGGUGGGGUGAACCUGAGCGGUCCCUUGCUUCCCCCUCCCCACAUGUUCUGAUUAAAGAAACAUAUUCUUCCCUCUUUUAAAUUACUGCAUGAUUUCUUUUGGGGUGUUUUUAAAAUGUCUUAGAGAAGAACACAGGUGGGGAGAUGUUGUGGUCCUUCAGCUGUGAGGCAGUACAGUUUUGAUGACAUUUGCUGUUGGAAACCAAAUGUUGGUUGAUUCCUUACUUCCUUUUGUCUAAUUACUGAAUGACAGAUCCACAUUUAUUUAUAAACACCACUAUUAUUUUGAUCAGGGGGUCUGAAUAGAUGGCAUUUAAGGUUCUAUAUUGGAGGCCCACCUUAGUCAACCUCCAUAAAGGAAUGGAAGCAGGAUCUUAAAACUAAGGCAUCUGGUGCGUGCAGCGCUUAAGCAUGUGAGCUGCUAUCUGGCUCAAAUUUUCCGCAGUUAUGAACUCCUUCAGGAGACUCAGUCUUUGCUGCCAUUAUGCCUAAAAUGGACUCAUCCUUCUGACCUCGCUUGCUGGUAUGUUCUAUGUAAAACUGCUGCUAAAAUACCCAGUGUGUUACAUAGAACUAAAUGUAACAUUACAUUAACGCUUUGUUUUGUUCAGGGGAGGAAUGCGGGAAAUUUUUCAAAUCAAGUGUUUCACUCUUUUUGAAACAAUAUUUUGAACAGCAAAUUGUCACUUUAAAAAAAAAGGCUUCCCCAGAAAUUAACAGAUGACCACUUCAGUAGCGUCUUGCAAUAGUGGUCCCAAGAGAUCCAAGAUGGUUCAAACGAAAAAAACACAUUUAUGUCUUAUCUGUCUAAUAUACGCCAUUUUGAAUCCUGUCUAACUAUUCCUCCCCUCCCUCUUAUUUUGUGCAGCAGAUAGCAUACUUUUCACUUACAAGUGAAGGUGCACAUAAUCUUCCCAAACAACUGAUUAAAUGCCAUACUUUAUUUGUCUUAUCUUUUCUGCUGCAACCCUUUCCUGCCUCCACCUCCUCCUUUCACACCCUGCCUUAUGGUCCAAGAAUACUUGGAAGCCUAUUGUGUAACAGGAUGUUUACAUCUGGUGUUUUGCUUUAAUGAGCGUGCUAGAUUGUUUUGAUUUUUUAAAAAAAUUUUGGAAAGAGAUAUUUACUCCCAGAAAAGAAAAAAAUUCUUCACAUGCUUUCCCCAUUGCUAAUAUGCUUCAGGCGUCAUGGAAUAGCAGUUAAAAAGGCAGCUAUGCUGAAUUUGAGUUUAGAAUCAGGCUUGGUAUUGGAAUGUGGCUUUGACAGCGAAAACGGGCAAGAGCUUCUUACAGGUCCUGCAGUUUCGGGGCAUGAAUGUGAUUCUGUAAUGUGGCUUUGAAGCACAUUUUAUGUUGCAGUCGGUGGUUAGACAUAAGGGGGAAUGUACCUGAAGUAGCUUCAGCUAUGUUUGAUGUAGCAUGAAAUAACUAUAAGAAUAAAAUGUGCAUGCAUAACGCUCAUAACUUCACGCUUGGAAAGAAAAGCUAUGCAAACAUGAAAGAUUUUUGUUUCGUUCCUUAAACUGUAAGUUAAUCUUCGGUGUGCUUUAUUUACAAUAUCUACUCUCAUAUAACACAUACGUAUUUGUUUUAAACUGCUAUGUGCCCUUUUACUCGAAGCCAGUGUAAUUCCAUCCCUGGGAUAUUGUUAAUAGGUAGUUAGGCCAAUUUGUGGCUUGCUGUAAAAUGUUUUUAUUUGUUUGGGUGGUGUAUUUUAUUUUUUGCUGCUGCUGCUGUGUGUGUGUGUUUUCGUUUUAGGAGAAGCAGUCUCCCUUUUCAACUCUUGUUUUUCUCUCUGCCUCUCUUUUAGGAUUUCCGAUGCAUGCCAGGUUCCUGGUGA